This is a messenger RNA of Pelobates fuscus (common spadefoot toad), 1678 nucleotides long. RefSeq names its product thiol S-methyltransferase TMT1A-like. The record is from RefSeq and is a predicted model, not a curated record. The transcript has 2 exons. NCBI's taxonomy places the organism in Eukaryota, Metazoa, Chordata, Amphibia, Anura, Pelobatidae. The coding region runs from base 59 to 793 and encodes 244 amino acids. Gene Ontology annotation, molecular function: S-adenosylmethionine-dependent methyltransferase activity.
UCCGAGCUCCCAGGCAUCCUCACGUCCCAUACAGGCUUAGAGAGACUGCUAGCUGGACAUGGCUCUGCACAUAUUAUUUCUGCAAAUAUGUGUUGGUAUCCUGGCAUUGCCAAUACACAUCCUCGCUUUCCUAGGACUUUGGAGCUCGAUAGUCAAGAAAGCACUUCCUUACUUACUGGAAAAGAUGACUAAGUCUAUAAACACUCGCAUGGGGGAACAAAAGAGAGACCUCUUCAGCCACUUGAAAGACUUUAAACCCCCCUCUGGAGAGCUCAGGGUCCUGGAAAUCGGUUGUGGUACAGGGGCUAACUUCCAGUUUUACCCUCCAGGAUGCAAAGUGACUCUUGUGGACCCUAAUCCUAAUUUUAAGACAUUUUUGUCAAAGAGUCUGAGUGAAAACGACCAUGUGAAAUUCGACAGCUUCCUUGUCGCCAGUGGAGAGGACAUGUCCCAGGUGGCCAGUGGCUCGCAAGAUGUGGUGAUCUGUACCUUGGUCCUCUGCUCUGUACACAAUAUUGAUAAGGUGUUAGCAGAAGUUAAGAGAGUCCUGAAACCGGCUGGAGGAUUCUUUUUCCUGGAGCAUGUUCGAGGAGAUCGUUCCUCCUGGAUCUAUUUUUUUCAACAAAUCCUGGACCCAACAUGGAUAUAUAUAGGAGAUGGCUGUAGACUUACACAUGAAACAUGGAAAAAUUUGGAAAAUGCCAAUUUUUCAGAAGUUAAACUGCGGCACAUCAAAGCUCCUUUUAAGUGGAGUCCAGUACAGUCCCAUAUAAUUGGCUAUGCUGUAAAAUAACUUUUUAUAUAGUAUAAGUUGUAAAAUGCUACUAAUUUUUAGAGCAAACAUUCAAAAAUAUUGUUGAUAGUCUGUGAACACUACUGAAUUACUUUUUAUUUAUAUUUUAUUUUAAUGUAAUGGGGUCUGCCAACACACAUUAUUAAGUUUCAAAUUAAAUAAAACCAAAAUGGUAUAUCUAUUCUUUGUUGAAGACAAUGAUGCACUAGUUCUAUUAGAAAAAGUUUGAUCAUUAAACUCUGGCGUAUAGUCCUUGUAGAAUUAAACCCUGGUGUAGUCCCUAGGAGCCACAUACUUAAGGCCAGAAUUAAGACUCGACAUUUUAUCCAUUCAUGUUUAGGUUGAGAAUUGUUCACUAUGGAACACCUGACAUUCUCAGCUUUACCAUACUGAAGUUAUGGUUCAGGAUUUGCACAUAACUGCAGAUGUCUUGAUGAGAGGAUCAUGUACAUUUUCAGCACAUUGCGUGUUGUAACCUCAGCUGGUUCCCCUAUUUACCACUGUAACGUCUUACAGCAUAGAAUUUAGCAAGGCUAACUAUACAGUUAUCACAUAAUAUAUAUUAUAGUUAGAUAAACUCUUACUAUUUAAAAUAUAAAUAAUUGAAGAUACAAUAAAAUAGGGAUUGUUUUGGAAGCAAUAACGUUUUGUCUUUUAAAAUCUUUUAUGAAAUAAUAUUAUAAAUAUAGGCAUAGAAACAAAAUAAUCCAUUACAAUAAUAGCAGAGUUUAUAAGAUUGAAGUUUAUACUUGCAAUAUUAGUAAAAUAGAAUAACAUACCCUCUUGAACAAGUCAACCUUUCAGCCUUGGUAAGAUGGAGCAGCAUCUCUGCAUCUAAAAUCAUCUCCUCUGUCUUUCUAUUAUUAAAAAGUACACAUUUAUACC